Colletotrichum godetiae is the source of this 492-nucleotide messenger RNA. RefSeq lists its product as uncharacterized. The record is from RefSeq and is a predicted model, not a curated record. The coding region runs from base 1 to 492 and encodes 163 amino acids. The transcript has 2 exons. Lineage: Eukaryota; Fungi; Ascomycota; Sordariomycetes; Glomerellales; Glomerellaceae.
AUGCAGCAAAGUCUUGAUGAAGAACUUGGAAUCAUGAAUACUGCGUAUCCACAAAUAGGUCUCCAAGCUGCCAAGUUGAGCGAGAAAACGUCCUCCCGACAGCUCCGAACCUCCACAUCUGCGCAACCAUGGAUAAGCUACGCCGAUACAGAAUCAGCACGCUAUCGUAUAGAAACACAGUCAUGGCAAGGCGGAAGGAAGUCGCUAUUGGGCGAGCUGAGGCGAAUGGCUGUUUUGAUGACGAAGUUGCGUGGCUCUGCACCACCCCCAAAGGUCGACUACACUGCUGCGUACAGAGUGCGUGAUGCGUCAAGGGCGAAGAAAUGCGACGCAGCCAGUAGAGAUGAUGCCAAAGCCGUGUCCGAGGCAGCUUUUCUCCGCAAAUCCCACCCGGUUGUCGUUGAACAACAGGUCCGGGUGAGGAAACACGACAUUCCUGACUUGGGGAACGGGCGCUGUGUGUCCCUGCAUGAUGAGAGGAUUCGGUGCUAA